AUGGGUGAUAAGGAACGUCUGACGCGUAAUAAGCAGCGUGCCGCAGUGAAACGUGAUGCAGCUGCUAGCCAUAUCGAGUCAAUUUAUACUUUGGGUUUAUCUGCUUCUACUGACAGUUCUGUCAUUCCCAAAUUCCUCAUAGCCAGUGAAGAUAUUCAGAAUCAUUGGGAAACGUUCACCCUUGAGAAUGACACCAUGUUAGAAGCUAUGAUUGAAUUGGGUACGCAUGGUGAAUUUUCCAAUAACGUUGAAUUGGAGGUUCGAAAUACUCUACUUAAUGUUAAAGCCUUGGCAAAUAAAUUCCGCUCUAGUUCAGAUGCUGGUGUUGCGGCUAGUGUCACUAGUAAUAAUGACAAACCGGGUUCUGACAUUGUUAACGAUAACGUUGAUUCGGUAUCAAAUCCUACAACUCAAUUACCCAAGAUUCCAUUACCUACCUUUGAUGGUCGCCUUCAAAACUGGCCAGACUUUAGAGACCGUUUCACCAUUUUAGUGGGCAAUAGGACACACCUGAGUAAUAUAGAGAAGUUCUAUUACUUAUUAGGAUGUUUACAGUCUGGUCCUAGUGAUGUAGUCAAGGGUAUCACGGUUUCGGAAUCCACCUAUGAACUUGCUUGGUCUGCCUUAGUUCAAAGGUAUGAUAAACCUCGUCAGUUGGCUACUACUUUGGUUAAUGAAAUGCUCAAUGCUCAAAUUAACCAUCAGGAAUCUCCUGCAGUACUAAUUAAUUUUUUGAAUACCUUUUGUGAGAACAUAGCUCUUCUUCAGUCAUUGAAUAUACCUGAUUUAGGUUCAUUCCUGUUAUUUGCAAUAUCAGUUCGUUGUUUGCCUUCAACUACACGCCGUCUGUUUGAACAGGGAAACACAGCUGAUUUUCCUACUGUUGAUAGUCUAUUAUACUUUGCCAAAGAUAGGGUAGAGGUGUUGGAAAACUCUGGUUCAUCUUUGAUCCAGGCCACAGUUAAGCCUCAAGCAAAGCUCGUCUUCAAUAAACCUAAGCAUACAACUUCCAAGCCAAACCAAUCGGCCUCUAAGGCCCCUCGAAGCCAUCAAGGUUCUCCAGUGGCGUUAGUUGCUAACAAACCAGCUGGAGAGUCUCAUCGUUGUGAGCAGUGUAACGGUUCUCAUUCUUUAACGUCAUGCUCUACCUUUAAGGACUUGUCGAUCGAUGAUCGCUACGCUUUAGUGAGCAAGCACAGGUUGUGUAUGGUUUGUUUCGGUAGCAAUCAUUGGGCAAACAAAUGUAAGUCCUCAUGUUCUGUUUGUCACGGUCGUCAUCACCAGCUGUUACAUCGAGAUAAUUCCCAUGCCAAGAUACCUCCAAGCAAGGAUCCUGUUGCAUCGUAUAUUGGCACUCAACAUUCCAGAUCGGUCUUGUUGGGCACCGCUUCAGUCAAUGUCUGUGAUGUAGCUGGGUGUUUGCAGCCAGUUCGGGCUUUGAUUGACCCCGCUUCCCAAGUGAGUCUAAUGACCUCUGAGUGUGUUAAACGUCUAGGUCUAUUCUGUGAACAGUGGACAGUCCCAGUAGCUGGUCUAGCAGGUCAGUUAGUGCAAUCCAUCAAUGGCAGAGUGCAGAUCAGCAUCCAAUCGGCUACAGAUGGCAGCAUGAUCAACCUUUCUACUUGGACUAUGCCUAAAAUAACAGGGUCAAUGCCAUCGGCACAACUACCAGUCUCCGUCAGGAACAAGUGCUCUCAUCUAGUUUUGGCAGAUCCUAAUUUUGACUCACCAGCUCCGGUUGAAUUGCUGCUUGGUGCAGAUGUAUUCCCUCAAGUGAUCCGCAGCAGAAGACAUGACUUAGGUCCUACCUUCCUCCACCAGUUCGGAGAGAGUUGGUCGUCAGAAGUUAAUUUGAUUCCCUCAGACCAGUUGCCUGAGGUCACAGGUCCUGUGUCUUGUGUUGUUGAAACUACAGGAGAGCCGAUUGAGUGGUUCUCUCGCUUUUCGUCUCUAAAUCGUAUGUUGAGAGUUAUUAUUCGUUUACAACGUCUUAUUAAAUUGUGUCGCAAGGUUCCGGUAGACACUAGUUUCCUUUCAUACCAGGAGUAUAAUGAUGCAUUGACAGCUGUAAUCAAGUGUUCACAAGGUCGCGUCCAAGAGCUUCUACCAGGUCCAGACGGAGUGGUUAGGGUAGUAAAAUUACUCACCAAGCAAGGCCUUAUAACAAGACCAGUAGUGAAGCUGGUCCCACUUCCUACUCAUUAA
Molecule: messenger RNA, 2205 nt
Organism: Macrosiphum euphorbiae (potato aphid)
Lineage: Eukaryota; Metazoa; Arthropoda; Insecta; Hemiptera; Aphididae
Source: the annotation of a GenBank genome assembly